GUUUGUGUGUUUCAGUGACGGAAGGUGACGACACCCCCGCCACCCCCAACCGCCCCCCCCCCUCCCUGCAGUCUCCCGUUAGCGUCCACGAAGAGCGAGCAGGUCCAGCGCUGUAUUAUGUCAACCGUGCGGAAUUUUUGCGACAACGAGGCACUUUAAAGCGGCCACGCCGACCCAAAGCCCCAGUCUACAUGCUGGCUGUUAAGUUUGGUGUGCACUCGCUGCCAACAACGAGGCGCUCUAGGGUGAAGAUUGCCAGCCAACUACACUACCAGAAGAGUCUUGCCUUCCAAGCGCCACGAGAGCAGCGCCACGUUGCUUGGUCUCCGAUGGCACCGCCGCCUGGCACCGCGCCCCUCGUUCAGAGGCACACUGUCGGUGUUCCAAGUGCGCCAUGACGCCGCACCAUUUCAAAAGCGUCCCUUCCUGCGUGCGAUUUGUGCGGUAACGACGAUCGUGACGUGCAAAAAGUGUCUCGCCACCCACCCGACUCGCCAUCUUGAGUCACCAAUGGCCCUCUGAGGGAAGCCGGAACGACAAUGUGGCCCGCAGGAAAAAUGAGUUUGUAAUUGCGGGUGGCCAUUAAGGUGAUUGACAAGAAAAAAGCGCGUCAGGACCCUUACGUCCAAAAGAACAUGAAGCGGGAACCUCGCAUCCACCAGAUGAUUCGACACCCAAACGUCGUCGUCCUGCUGGAGACCCUGGAGACGGAGAACGGCUACUACAUGGCCAUGGAGUUGUGCGGCGGCGGCGACCUGAUGGAGCGAAUCUGCGACAGGGAGCGUCUGCCGGAGAAGGAGGUCCGACGAUACGCACGGCAGAUUCUGUCGGCGGUGGCGCACCUCCACCAGCGAGGCGUCGUGCACAGGGAUUUGAAGAUUGAGAACUUCCUGCUGGACGAGCACAACAACAUCAAGAUCGUGGGUACGUCCGCGGAGCGUCGCGAAGCGUCGGAGAGCGACAAAAGCCGCCGACCUCUUGGCUUUCCGCUCGCAGACUUCGGCCUGAGCAACACGCUGAGGUCGGACUCGUUGACUCCGGAGCUGCUCAGCACCCAGUGCGGAAGCCCCGCCUACGCCGCCCCCGAGCUCCUCGCCCACAGGAAGUACGGACCCAAAGUUGACGUCUGGUCCGUAGGCGUGAGCGUGUUCGCCAUGCUGACGGGCACGCUGCCGUUCGCCGUGGAGCCCUUCAACAUCAAGCAUCUGCACCACAAGAUGGUGGACGGCGACAUCGCGGACAUACCCGGCGACGUCAGCAAAGGCGCGGUGACGUUCGUGCUGUCCCUGCUGGAAGCCGACCCCGACAAGAGACCCGGCGCCCGAGCCGCCAUGGAGGGGCCCUGGAUCAACGAGGGCUACGCCAAGAGGCCGCCGCGCUCGCCCUCGCGCGACAACGUGGUGGCGGUGGAGAAUCGGGCCCGGCAAAAGCCGUCAAUGCAGAGCGGCGAGGACGCGGACGCAUCAGUGCUGGCAUACAUGACGGACACGCUGGGCUACUCGGUCGCAGAGGUCGCGCGGACCCUCGCCCAGAACCGACCCUCCGCCGUCAUGGCCACCUACCACUUGCUGCUCGCCAAGAUCAAGAGGAGCCGCGGGUGCGCUGAGAGCCACCGCGUCACGGUCAAAAAGGCGCCAAGCAGACGUCCCAAAGCAAACCGACAAAUGGCACAGCGGCGCCGCGGUGCCGCCGGAGUCCAGCAGCCGCCACGAGGAGACGGCAACGAUGACGAUGACAAAGCGCUGUCUUCCUUCAUCCCCUCACUCAGACGCCAGCUCGGAGACGUGGGAGCUUCUGCCAGGGAGGCUCUGCUGCAUCUUGAUGCCUUGCCAACAAAGAACCAAGUGGUCCAUCUUUCUCCACCUAAAACCACCGCGUCGCACCUGUGUGACUCCGCCCCUUGCCACACCCGCUCACCCACCGAUCCAUUGGGAGACGGCGCCGCCUCCAUGCCGGUCCGACCGACGCGGCAGCUCGUCGGAAAACCCCGCUGGGAUGACGGCGGCGGGCGUCCUGCGGAGGCUGUCCUGAGGAUUGCAGGGCCGCAGGAGAGCCCCGCUACUCCCAGAAUGCACCUGGAGGCCACGGAGAGAGCUCCGCCUACCACGCUGCCACACCUACAUAACGGAGGGCUAAAGGAAGGGGUGGACAAGAAAGUUUCCUUGGUCCACCUGAGCCCAUCUGAGCCCUCUGGACUACAAGUGAGCGGGUCCAAAACUCCCACUUUCGCCUCGCAGAAAAACGCUUGGGGAGCAAAGAACACAAAGGUGGCCGGAACCAAGAGGAACUCGGUUACCGGGAUCCGCUCGACUCCACCGCGACGGAUGACGGAGCUCGGUCUGCCGCUACUUCCUGCCGUGCUGCAGCGGAAGACGGACAGGAAGAUGCGGAGCAUGGACUACUGAUGCGCAAUUGGCAAAAAGUCUCCCCCCCCCCCCCCCUCCAAAAAAAAAAAAAAAAAAGUUGUCAACGGGCAGGAGGCGGGGAACACCCUGAACAGCCAAUCGCAGGGCACACCGAGACAAACAGCCACACUCACAAUCACACCUCGGGGCAAUUGACCCCUCCGUACAGGGCACUUAACCCGAACCCUCCUGAAGUGACGUCACGCCACGUGCGCUCACGUAAGACAAACAGUAAAAAUGGCAAAUACAAUACAAUAAAUUCUUAACUGAGAGAGACUCCAUGCUCCUGAUUUCAUUCAAUCAUUCACACGUAGCAAUGUUAUGCUAGCGGAGAACGUCUCAUUCAUUUCUACGAGACGUGUAUUAAAAAUCAAAUUUAGGGCAUAUCUUCGUGAAAACACAGUCUGGUUAAGAUUCUGGCCGCGAGCCAGCAAGAAAGCGACACGUUUGCGCAGUCCGAUCAUCGCUAAAUAUCGCUCAACAAAGAAUAAGUGUGGCAAUCGUUCACACGCAGCAGUGUUAUGCUGGCGAAGAACUUCGAAUUCAUUUAUACGAGACAUGUAUUGAAAAUCAAAUA
Messenger RNA from Syngnathoides biaculeatus (alligator pipefish), 2982 nucleotides. RefSeq names its product hormonally up-regulated neu tumor-associated kinase. NCBI's taxonomy places the organism in Eukaryota, Metazoa, Chordata, Actinopteri, Syngnathiformes, Syngnathidae. Gene Ontology annotation, biological process: protein phosphorylation; intracellular signal transduction. The coding region runs from base 636 to 2405 and encodes 589 amino acids. Gene Ontology annotation, cellular component: cytoplasm. The record is from RefSeq and is a predicted model, not a curated record. Gene Ontology annotation, molecular function: protein serine/threonine kinase activity; ATP binding. The transcript is spliced from 14 exons.